Messenger RNA from Solanum verrucosum, 420 nucleotides. RefSeq lists its product as uncharacterized. NCBI's taxonomy places the organism in Eukaryota, Viridiplantae, Streptophyta, Magnoliopsida, Solanales, Solanaceae. The record is from RefSeq and is a predicted model, not a curated record. The coding region runs from base 1 to 420 and encodes 139 amino acids. The transcript has a single exon.
AUGUCCAAGUUUGUUGAGAGGGCCAUUGAUAAUGCAUUACUCUUAUUUAGAGGCCAUAUGGUGCAGUUUCAUAACACAUUAGCAACAUAUGGGGAGAGUUUAGAUAACCUCACUGCUAGGAUGUAUACGAGGGAGAAGAGAGAGGGUACCGCCAUUGAGUUGAUUGUGAUAAGGGGAGAGAUUACUACUCUUAGGGAUGAUGUGGAUAAGCUGAGGUCCAUUGAUAUUUCGAUGCUUUGGGGUGAAUUCCCCUUACUUGAUGUGCCUGAGGUAGUCCCUCCUUCUGAGUCGAGAGUGGAUGCACCUAGAGGUGUGGCUGAGAAGUCUGAUGAUGGUACUGAUGAGGUUGGUGAUGAGGAUGAGGAUGAGUUCUUGCCAGAGGAUGAGCAGCAGACUGUUGAGACGCUGACAGAGUUGUAG